Cyprinodon tularosa is the source of this 1813-nucleotide messenger RNA. It is a transcript of the gene mettl16, whose product is annotated as methyltransferase like 16. NCBI's taxonomy places the organism in Eukaryota, Metazoa, Chordata, Actinopteri, Cyprinodontiformes, Cyprinodontidae. Gene Ontology annotation, cellular component: nucleus. Gene Ontology annotation, molecular function: 23S rRNA (adenine(1618)-N(6))-methyltransferase activity. The coding region runs from base 21 to 1619 and encodes 532 amino acids. Gene Ontology annotation, biological process: rRNA base methylation. The transcript has 9 exons. The record is from RefSeq and is a predicted model, not a curated record.
GAAAACCAGGAUUUGUCCUCAUGGCUCUAAAUAAAUCAAUGCAUCCUCGGAACCGGUAUAAGGACAAACCUCCAGACUUCGCCUACUUGGCCUCUAAAUACCCGGACUUCCAGCAGCAUGUCCACACCAGCCUCACAGGAAGACCCAUUGUGAACUUUAAAGAACCGGAGGCGGUGCGAGCGCUGACCUGCACGCUGCUGAAGGAAGACUUCGGGUUGACCAUCGAGAUUCCUCUGGAGCGCCUCAUCCCUACGGUCCCUCUGCGCCUCAACUACAUCCACUGGGUGGAGGACCUGAUCGACGGCCAGAAGCAGCAACGCCGGGGCAUCGACAUCGGCACCGGAGCGUCCUGUAUAUACCCCUUACUGGGAGCCACAAUGAACGGCUGGUACUUCCUCGCUACAGAAGUGGACGACAUCUGCUUCGCCUACGCCAAGAAGAACGUGGAGCAGAACAACCUGUCAGACCUGGUUAAAGUUGUAAAAGUCCCGCAGAAGACUUUACUGAUGGACGCCUUGAAAGAAGAGACAGAAAUGAUCUAUGAUUUUUGCAUGUGCAAUCCACCGUUUUUCGCCAACCAACUAGAAGCAAAGGGGGUGAACUCCAGAAACUCACGAAGACCUCCUCCCAGUUCGGUGAACACAGGCGGGGUGACGGAGAUCAUGGCAGAGGGCGGCGAGCUGGAGUUCGUCAAGAGGAUCAUUCAUGACAGCCUGCAGCUGAAGAAAAGGCUGCGGUGGUACAGUUGUAUGUUGGGGAAGAAAUGCAGCCUGGCACCUUUGAAGGAGGAGCUGAGGAAGCAAGGGGUGCCCAAAGUGACCCACACAGAGUUCUGCCAGGGACGGACCAUGCGGUGGGCGUUGGCCUGGAGUUUCUAUGACGAUGUGGCUGUCCCGUCUCCUCCCAAUAAGAAGCGUAAACUGGAGAAGGCUCAGAAACCGCUGGCAUUCACGCUACCAGAGGCAGGGGUGAAGGAGCUCCAGGCUGCGGCUGCAAGCUGCAGCAGUUCUGUGGACAGCAUCACUGCUCUGAUAGAGAAAACUCUCACUGAGCUGCGGGUGCUGCAUAAGCGUGUCCCCUGCAGACAGCAGGAGCAGAGCCUCUUAUUGACUGCGGUGGAAAACACCUGGAUCCACGGCCGUCAGAAGAGGCGUGAACAGACCCGUCAGCUCCGAGAGCUUCCCAGGGCGCCCCCCGGUAUCGGAACCUCUGUGCAAACCGGCGCUGGUUCAGUUUCCACCCAAAACCAGCCCAUCUCCACGGUUUCCUCAAAGGAGUUGAGUUCAGAAGCAGUGACCACAGCUGGAGGACAAGAAGUGGAAGAAUUACCAGGAAAUGCAGGGGAUGAGGAUGUGGAUAAGAGUUCCUCCCUCUGUGCAGAACCAGGACGGAAAAUAGACCAGAAAACUCCUGCUGAUGCAACCACCAGUGACAACGGACGGCCCGGGACCCCCAGUGGAAACGAGCACUUUCUGUUCAAGUGUCUGCUGAAUGUGAUUCCAGAGGGAAGGGAUGUAGGGAUUGAGAUGCACUGGGUCGAAGGUCAGAACAAAGACCUGAUGAAUCAGCUGCGUACAUACCUUAGAAACACUCUUUUAAAAUCUGUUGGGAAGGUGUGAUGCUCAGGGAGACUGGGGCUAGUUAGGGGGUCAUGUUUUAAAAUUGUGAAGUAUUGAUUUAGAAAUUAUUUCUACAGUUUUAUAAAAUUGAAAAAAGGCUCAUGUUGAUUGAGAUUUUAUAUUCCUUUUUUUCUUGUUAGGUUACCUUUUAAGGUAAUUUUUACUCUUAAAAUAAAAGCUCUGUUGAAACUUUA